This is a messenger RNA of Microsporum canis CBS 113480, 1581 nucleotides long. RefSeq lists its product as hypothetical. The transcript has a single exon. Bases 1 to 1581 code for a protein of 526 amino acids. The record is from RefSeq and is a predicted model, not a curated record. Lineage: Eukaryota; Fungi; Ascomycota; Eurotiomycetes; Onygenales; Arthrodermataceae.
AUGGAUACGUGGAAUAAGCAGGUUGGCGAGAGGACGCCUGAACCGUCAAGGAAUCCGUCGCCAGACCGGCUGCAGCAACGCUUAAACAGGAUUUUUGACGAAUCAAGGACGAACAACAACCAGAUACUGAGAGGUCAACAAGAGUCAACAUGGUCUGCUCGUGCUGCCUCGCACACAUCUCGCGAAGUUGGACGGUCUCUACCCAGCUCACCUACGAAACCGACACGGCUACGGCCUCACGAGGAGCGACUUGAUUGUUCUUCACAGAACACUGCAGGACGACACCGUCGAUCUAGAACCGACCUUUCAGGGCUUUGGAAUGGGCCAGCAUUCCCUAUAGAUGGAAUGAAAACAGCCAGCCACUAUACUGACACGGACCCAUCUAAGCUAGAGGACGUGGAUCUGGGCGCCUCAACGGAGAAAGCCAACGAGCCUAAAUCUAACUGCACAAGUCGACUUUUCUCUGGGCUGUUCCAGGGGGAAUCUCCUUCUAUGCGAUUGGGCCUAAUUUCUUCCCCACGCCCGGAUAGGGGAGUUGACGACGUGAUGCAUGACGCUUCGCCGUCGACCGAUCGAUCGAGCCAUACCUCAUCACCGUCACCGACCAAGCUGUCCAUAAAUAUGAACGUCCCGGCCUCGCUGAGGCAGGUUGCUUCAGGAAACCCUUUCUCUUUUUUUACGUCAAAAUCCCAGCAAGUCCAAAAAGAGCCACUCCCAGAACCUGCCGAUGACAAGCUGCUAAACCUUGAUAUUAAAUCCAUAUUAAACAACCCGUCUUUUGCCGAACUAUCUCCCGAAGAAGCCAUCCAUUCCUUCCGAGCCAACGCCGAAAACAUUUUACGCGAAUUCCAAGAAGCUUACAAGUUACGAACAUUUGCGUUACAUAGAGCAGUAGGGGAUAAAGAUGCGCAGGCAGACGAAUUGGAGGAUGCCCAAUCACGGAUUAAAAAUAUCAAGUCACAGCUUGAUGGGAUGGCAGCAAGGGUGCUUGAACAAGACAAAGCGUUGAAAGCUUUGACGGAGGAACUCAAAGCUGAGAGACAAAAGUACCAAGAUGAAAUCAAGGCUAAACAGCAACCAGAGGAUGCUGCUACGCCGACUCGGGACCUUCGAGAACACCAUUCGAAGAAGUCAAGCGGCGGCACAUUUACUAGCGAUUCUGGCUUUGAUUCCGGAGACGAGAGCGUUGCGGAAAGCGUGUUCUCACGGGAAAAUGACGAUGGCUCAUCAGUCAACACCCGGCUUUCCACUGUGUCCAUGACGAGCCCGUCGACUCCCCAACCAGCCCCGGCUGCAUCUGGAACAACGUCAAGACCAAGCACUCCGAAAGCUGCCCCGCCAGCACCGCAACGCGAGAGUGCAUAUGGAAGGGUUCUAAAGGGUAUAUCAUCAUCAACCCUCGGCUCGUCGUUUAACGCUUUAACAUCAUCGAGAUUAAAAUGCCCAGAUUGCCGCGCGAAUGGUUCAUCAGAUGCUUCAACGGUCACCAGUAUCCUAAGAGAAGAGAAUAGAUAUCUUAAAAAACGGAUAACAGAUCUUGAAAGUGCAGUUGAAGAAUGUAUUUCUCUUGUUGGAGGAUAG